UUGGUAGUUAUAUUUGAAUUGUUAACAUUCAUAAACAUGUGAAAUAUUAGUCCAUAAUUAUGAGUGAUGAGCCAGCUAAAAUACAGACCUUUAAGUUUGGAGGUGGUGAUGAAACCAAACUUACUACUCUUGAGGCAGCGCAGAGGUUUACUAAAAACCAUUUACCCAAGGAUCUGACCUCAACAAGAGUACAAGUUCCAGAAGAAAAAAUAGAUACCGGGCUUUCCACUCAAGUCCCAGCAGGUAUGAGUGAAGAAGAAUGGAAAAAUGAAAAAUCUAAAGAACUACAAGAUGAAAAGGGGAGAGAAGCAUUUAAAAAGUACUGGUCCCAAUACGAAGGUGGAGAAAGUGAACUUCUGGUAUGGAGAUACAUUUCAAAGAUUCCGAAGUCCAUCCCACUAGCUCUCUUCCACAACUUUGACCUUAAGAUGUUUCGACUUUUCACAGGUAUACCUGCAUCUUCAAGUGCUGGUUUAUCUAAGAAGGAUAAAACUGUUCACCACCUUCCUGACCAAGAAUUUGACUUCUUGUUGUUUCUCCCGGAAUACCGGGCUUAUUGCCAUCUUGAAGUUAAGGCAGCUGCACCUAAAAAAAAAUUUGGUUCCUGUAUUGAUCANUUUCUUUUUUUCCAAGUAGGGUGCACUAUGCAUGUUAUUCCACACAGGGUUCUGUUCAGCCGCAAGAAACUGGAGAGAGUUGUAAAAGAACCUGACUGUUCUGAGCUCCCUUAA
Eurytemora carolleeae is the source of this 731-nucleotide messenger RNA. RefSeq lists its product as uncharacterized. The record is from RefSeq and is a predicted model, not a curated record. The transcript is spliced from 2 exons. Bases 60 to 731 code for a protein of 223 amino acids. NCBI's taxonomy places the organism in Eukaryota, Metazoa, Arthropoda, Copepoda, Calanoida, Temoridae.